Messenger RNA from Penaeus chinensis, 6428 nucleotides. RefSeq names its product zinc finger protein basonuclin-2-like. Gene Ontology annotation, biological process: regulation of DNA-templated transcription. NCBI's taxonomy places the organism in Eukaryota, Metazoa, Arthropoda, Malacostraca, Decapoda, Penaeidae. Gene Ontology annotation, cellular component: nucleus. The record is from RefSeq and is a predicted model, not a curated record.
ACCGCCUUCCGUCUCCCGCCGCAGGACCGCCAGGGGAACGUGCUGCACAGCUGGCACAUGAUGAGCACCGACGAGGAGACGCUGGUGCUGCGUCAGUUCCUGCGCUUCGGCGAGACGCGCGCCAUCGCCCAGCAGCUCCUCCAGCACGAGGGGGCGUCGCCGCGCCCCGACCACACGCCCUCCAUCAGGGACUCGCACAGGGACACGCUCAGAGACUCUCACAGGGACUCCAUGAGGGACUCCCACAGGGACAGCCUGCGAGAUUCUCACAGGGACGUCCUGAGGGACACACACACUCUCAGAGACUCCCACAGGGACGCGUUCCGCGACUCACACAGAGAAAUGCACCGCGACGCCCUUCAGCGCGACGGCCACCGGGACGCCAGGGACAUGCGCGACAGGGACCUCCUGAGGGACUUCCGGGAGGACAUCCGGCGGGAGGAGAGCCGCAGGGACGAGCCCCCCCGCUCGCAGCACCAGCAGCCGCACCUGCACCCCGCGCAGCACCAUCCGCACCAGCCGCAGCCGCAGUCGGAGAUGGGCAAGAGCAUCGACUCCGACCUGAAGAAGUUCCUGGAGCGGACCAACAUGCUGUUCAACCCGUUCAUGCGCGGCGACCCGAGCUCCCUCUUGCGGCCGCCUCCCCCGACGGGUCCCCGCGGGCCUCCCGCCUGCGCCCCGCCCCUGUCGGCCGCGUCGCUGGCGUCCAACCUCCUCGCGGCCGCCAACCCCUCCCUGGCCACCUCGCUGCUGGCCAACCCGCAGCUGGCGUCGUCGGCGCUGUCCAUGCUGCGCCUCCCGGUCCCGCCCGUCUCGCUCCCCAACCUCUCCCCCAACAACGGAUCUCUCCCCAACAGCUUCGGCUCCCCCACUAGUCCCAUGGACGGCUCCCCCCUCAACCGCCUGCAGAGCAUGCAGCCCUUCGACUUCCGCAAGGAGCCGCAGAGUCCGAGUCCCGCCUCGCGUCCGGAGCCCUCCUUCACGCACGGCGGCCGCGGCGGCGGCGUCACUAGCCCGGCCAGUAGCGGCGGCGGCGGCAGCGGCGGCUGCGGCGGUGCGCCGGUGAGCGUGAGCAGCGGGAGCGUAACGCCCCUCGCCGCCACCGCCACCCACCAGCCCCCGCCGACGCCCGUGUCCGUCAACAGCGACCCUCCGACGGACUACACCAGCGAGGACGACGACAUCGCGAUCGCCGCCUCCACCACGGCCCUCAACCUCUCCACCACCUCCACCACGGUCGCUACCUCCGCCACCCCGACCACGUUACCCAUGCCCCCGAGGCCGCACUCCCCCGGGGGCGGACCCAGCACGCCGGGGAAGAGGUCGUGGAACCCCAUCAACCUCGGGACGUCGCUGAUCAACCCCGUGACGGGCAAGAAGCGCGUGCAGUGCAACGUCUGCCUCAAGACCUUCUGCGACAAGGGCGCUCUCAAGAUCCACUUCUCCGCCGUGCACCUGCGCGAGAUGCACAAGUGCACCGUCGAGGGCUGCAACAUGAUGUUCAGCUCGCGGCGCUCGAGGAACCGCCACUCGGCCAACCCGAACCCCAAGCUGCACACGCCGCACGUCCGCCGCAAGAUCUCCCCGCACGACGGCCGGACGUCCAGCGGCCACCCAGUCAUGAUGGCCCACGGGUUCCAGCCGCAGCAGUUCCAGCCGCCCGCUGGCUUCCCUCCCCUGAGCUCCUUCCCCGGGCAGUUCAGCGGGAUUAACCCGCUCACCGGCCUGCCCUUCAUCCCCCCCUCGGCCGCGGCCACGGAGGACCUCCACAAGCAGGCCCUGGAGCUGCAGCGACGCACGCUGGAGAUGCAGCACGCCAUGGGCAAGUCCUCCCUGGACCUGAGCAUGCGCAGCAGGGAGGACGGCAUGUGGAGGACCGACUACGGCGGCUUCCACGGGUCCUCCGGCCAGAGCGAGGACGGCCCGAUGGACAGCAGUCUGGACGGCAAGAGGAAGGACGACGAGUUCGACGUCAACAACAGCCUCGACGGCGACAUGGACGACGACAGCAUGAGCGUCGACGCCCACAGCAUGAAGGGGGAGCACCCGUCGGCGUCGCCCUCCAACAACAAGCGGAAACGCAAGAGCCAAAACCCGACCAAGUUCGCCUUCAGAUUAGAGGACGACGACCUCAUAUCCACCGACGACGACGACGACGACGACAACGACGACGACCUGGACGACAUCGACGCGAAGGAUUCCGAGGAGGAUAAGAAUGAGGACAAGGAGCUCGACGCCAUGAGCGACGACGACGACGACGACGCGGGGCUCAAGGAGGGCUCUUCCACGCACUCCGGCGACAAGGCAAAAAACGAUAAAGACUCGGACGGGAGCAACCGCAAGGUCUCCUCCAGCAGCUACGACGAGGCCGUGGACACGUCGAACGCGCUGCGGCACCUGGAGGACCUGUCCAAGGGUCACUUCGCACACCUCACUGGCACGAUGCCCCCAAACGCAUCGGCGUCACUUGGCCUCACGAUGGCGCCCUCGGGCAACGGCGUCACCUCUUCGAGUCCCAGACCAAGUGACCGUGACAGCGAUAGGGACUCCAACCCCGGCUCGCCCUCGGAGGACUCGGACGGCGCCUUCCACUUCGGCGAUGGCGGCUUCCUCAGCAGCCUCGACAUCCCCAUGGACAAGGAGAACCCGCGGCGCUGCAUAGCGUGCGGGAAGAUUUUCCAGAACCACUUCGGCGUCAAGACGCACUACCAGAAUGUGCACCUGAAGCUCAUGCACAAGUGCACGGUGGAGGGCUGCAACGCCGCCUUCCCCUCCAAGCGUAGCCGCGACCGCCAUUCCUCCAACCUCAACCUGCACAGGAAGCUCCUCUCCACCUCGUCCGACGCGCCAGGCUUCCCCGGCAUGGGCUUCCCCGGCCUGCCCUUCAACCCCGCCCUCAACCCCGAGCUGCUGGCGCGCCUCUACUCCGACCCGGCCGGCCUCCCCCUCGGCCUGGACGCGCUCAAGGCCCACAUCCCCACCUCCCUCGCCGAGUCCUUAUUCAACGGCGACCGCGGCGGCAGCGGCGGCGGCAACGGAGGCGGCGGGGGUGUGAGCGGGGGCGGCGGCCUGCCCCCGGCCACCCACCCUCCCCCCCACUUCUUCCUUCCGAACCUCCUCCCUCACUUCGCCGCCAACAACAACCUCCCCGGGACCGAACGGAAAGACCGCUCCAGCACCCCGUCACCUCAGUCCACCACCCCCACCACCACCGCCCCUACCGUCACGGGCCCCACCCCCGCCUCCGAGGCUCCCUCCUCCUCGCCGCCGCCCUCCGAGGUCGUCGCCGCGACCACCACCACCACCACGACCUCCGAGGCCCUCGAGCAGGACUGGGUGUACAACCUGGAGGACGACCUCCCGUCCCCCGACCGCGAUGGGAACAUGCCCUGCAGGUUCUGUCACAAGGUCUUCGAAGACGGCGUGGGCCUCAAGAGUCACUACGAGGAGGUGCACGCCUCGGAGCUGUUCCGCUGCACGGUGGAAGGCUGCAACAAACUUUUCAGCGCUCGCCGGAAGCGCAACGCCCAUUCCCUCAACGAAGCCUAUCACAAGGACCUGUUAGAGGGGGCGCCGACGAAGGACACGUGAUGACGACGCCCUUCCCAGUCGGGGUGACGGGCUCCCGAGGAGCUCGUCCUCCUCUGUAUAAAUGUAUAAAUGUGCCAAUGUUUCACGUCUUAUUUAUACGUAGUGGUGUUAGAGUGCCCAGUGUCGCCCGCGUGUACAUAGUAGUGGCUCCAGCUGCCAGGACUUCGGCUGCCUCAGUGUAGAGUAGUGGCUCAACCCUGGCUUGUGUAGUGCGCCGCGGAGAGGCCGGGAGAGACGGCGAGUGCCCGGGGGCGCGAACCAUGCUCGGGAGCGACCCUCAAGUGUGUCCCAGUGCCGGGAGUGCCACUGACUCUUUAGUGAACAGAAGCGUUAACGGCUCCCCCCCCCCCCCCCCCCCUCUUGGGCACGACUAUUCCUUGGCAGUGAUACCAGUGACGCGUUUGCCGACGCUACCCUUGCGUGUCGAGGCCCGAGACCAGGGGCCCGCCGCGCCCGGCUGGGGCCAUGAGCCAACUUAUCGCUGAAGGACUUAGAGCUGCAUUAAUGUUCUCAGGAUUCUUUGUGAAUCGUUUUGCAUACCAAUCAUUGGUAUAAAGAGUCAGUGUUCAAUUUCCUUGUGUCUUGUAUUAACAUUUUUUGGUUAUAGCUGCUGUAAAUGUCAGUUUUAUACUGUGACUCAGUCUGUCAUUUGUGUAAAUGGUGCUAUAUUUUAGUUGGCACAACCAUGUCUCCAUUUACGUACAACUUUGGUUAAUAAGUUAAUUUUGUGUGAUUGUAAAGUCGGCGUCUUCCACUAUCUUCAUUUAUGGCGUUUUUUCGAGCUGGCGAGGGAUCUCCGUUCCUGCAGGAGGCCGCGGGGCCUCUCGCCACGCUCCUGUAGGAACACCCCGCCCCCCGCGACAGGAGGCGGCGGAAGGCGCUCGCGAGGCGCCCUUCGUCUCACGCGAGAUACCUAGAGGGAGGGCGCCGCCGAAGGGAGCUCGACCUUUGCCCCCUUUAGGUGUUCACGGGACCUCCUCGCAAGGGCGCCCGCGGGGGCAGGCGCGGCCGCCGGGGCGAAGCCAGGACUCUCGGAAGCCGCCGUUUCGACGAGAGGAGAGUUCCCUAGUCUAUUCCUCGACCUCCCGCGGGAGUCCGGCUCCCCUCCCCUCUCGCGGCGUCCGCGUUGGGGCGACGCUGCGCAGGAGGGCGAGAGAGAAAGAGAGAGAGAGAGAGAGAGAGAGAGAGAGAGAGAGAGAGAGAGAGAGAGAGAGAGAGAGAGAGAGAGAGAGAGAGAGAGAGAGAGAGAGAGAGAGAGAGAAAGAGAGAGAGAGAGAAAGAGAGAGAGAGAUCUGUUUUCUAACCAGGGAGACUGGGGAUGUCCAGCGCCCUCGGCCCGCCCUCCCCGUGGCCCUCUGCCCCUCGACCUUUGACCCUGACCUUGUCGCUCUGGAAGAAUCGCUGAAGUUUCACGCCCUCUCGCCAGCCGCUUACCUUCGGCAUAAUUUUUUGGUUUAAUUUACUGUUCGGAUGGUCUCUUUCACCCUCUUUUUACACUAGUGAAGAGAUAGAGGUAUGACAAUCAACAGUGUGAAAUUGCCAAAGAGUUUUUUUUUUAAUUAUUAAAAAAAAAAAGAAGAUAUGCCUUCUCUUCACUGAAGUGCGCAGAACAUUUGCGAAGUUUCUCCAGUUCAAAAUUGGAGCGUUCGCGAAGAAAGGAAACAAACAAAAAAUAUUCUAAAAAUGAUUUACAAAAAACAAAAAAUUAAAAAAAAAUAAAAAUAAAAAAAUACCAUAAAUAAGCGCCUCUAAACGAGAUAUACGUGAGGUAGGUAAAUCUGUGUACUCUCUCUCUGUAGGGAUCUAGCCAAACCCUAGUAGCUGUGUAACCGGACGAGAUACAGAAACCCUUCGUUCUUUCUUUGAAAAAAUAUCGUUAGUCCUUUUAGUCAUAAUAUAAGGUCUUCUGUUUUAUUUUUUAUGAAAGGGUAAGAAUUCUUUCAUAGUGGAUAGACACCCGUAUAUCUAUGACAAUUCACGUACGCGCGAAAUAAGAUAAAUUAUGUGAAUCAUGGAUGAUAUAUAUAUAAAAAAAAAAUAGUAAUAAUAUAAAGAAACAUUUUUUUUGAAGAAUGAUGAAUUUCUCGAGACGCCGAUGCUCACCACGGUCGGUUUCUACCAAGACGGUCGAAAGUCCCUGAGGAACUAACCCGAGUGUCGGCCUUCCUGAUCUCUGUGUCUGGUCCGGAGCCUCCUGCUCUUCCUCACUUUAUCUAAUGACCAGGGGGAACACAAUGCUACUACACACCCUUCACUUGUUACGCCAUUGUCAGAUCAGUGUCAAAGAGUGUUUCGUGAAUCCUAAUUUCCCCAAAAUACAAAAAAAAAAAAAAAAGGAAGAUUGAAACUACUAAAUAAGAGGGGGAAAAUACUUGAAAAUAUAUAUAUAUAUAAACAUACACGCCGCCCACAUCUGAAAUCCUAUUCAAAAUGAGCGGAAUUCUGAAGAAAAAAAGAAGAUGAAAAAAAUACAAAAAUAAAUAAUAUAAUAAUAAUAAUAAUAAUAAUAAUAAAACAUCCACAGAUACACAAUGGAAACAUAAGGUUCAUGAAAUGCUCCCCCCCCCCCCCCCCCCCCAGUUUGGAAAGUAGCUAGAGGUUUGUACACCAAGUAACAAGUGAGGGGAAAAGGGUCAGCCGUUUCCCCUCCAGUCAUCAACACGUAUAAUGGCAGUCUGAGUGACCUGGUCAGUUCCUUGACCUGACCUGACCUGGGUCGCGGGAUUGCCUCAAUAUUGUAAUUAACUCAUUAUGAUAAUGACAAUUAAUAAAUUUGUUGUUACCGUCUCGUGCUGAUCUAGUUGUAAUUGUUAAUAAAAUAAAUAUGGUUAUAUGUG